AACAACUGUGUGUCAGUUAGUUGGAAGUGAAGUUUUAACUCGGUGGAAAGUUUUGUUAUGAUCCGAUAUCGACGCUUUAUCAGAGAUAAUCGGAUACACGGACAGGUUUGGAUCGGUUUAUUGAGUAAAUCGGGUGUUUUGGGGGGUUGAAAUGAGUUUAAACGAGCAUUCUCUGCAGGCUCUGUCCUGGAGAAAACUCUAUCUGAGCAGGGCUAAACUGAAGGCCACCAGCAGAACCUCAGCACUGCUGUCAGGAUUCGCCAUGGUGGCGAUGGUGGAGGUCCAGUUGGAGAGGGAUUACGCGUACCCCCCUGGUCUUCUGAUAGCCUUCAGCGCCUGUACCACCGUGCUGGUUGCGGUGCACCUCUUCGCUCUGAUGAUCAGUACCUGCAUCCUGCCCAACAUCGAGGCCGUCAGCAACGUCCACAACCUGAACUCGGUCAAGGAAUCGCCACACGAGCGCAUGCACCGCCACGUGGAGCUGGCCUGGGCCUUCUCCACCGUCAUCGGUACCUUCCUCUUCCUGGCUGAGGUGCUACUACUCUGCUGGGUCAAGUUCCUGCCCCUAAAGACGCCCAAGAAGGACGACGAGGACGUCCCGGGCACCAGCAACGUCACCCGGAUCAGCCCGGGCGAGGCCGCCGCCUACGCCUCGACCGCCAUCAUGGUUCCCUGUGGCCUGGUCUUCAUCGUGUUCGCCGUCCACUUUUACCGCUCGCUCGUCAGCCACAAGACCGACCGACAGUUUCAGGAGCUGGAGGAACUUUCUCACAUCACCAGGCUGCAGAACGAGCUCGACCACCGACCUGACGCGCCCAACAUCCAGACCGCGCCCGGCAUCUUUCCCUGAAACGUAGCGUAGCUUGGUUGCGUCGGUGUUUAGUUAGAAUUCAGUUACGAUAAUUAGCAGAACAGUUAUUUUUUUAAAGACACUUUUGCGAUUAAAAUGAUCACAUGACUUUAUUUCUCCUGCCAAAAGUAUUUAAAGCUUCGCUUACAGAGUCGUCUGUCCCAAUUUUAUAUAUUUAGUCUUGCUAGCUGGUGAAGCAUUUAAUAUAGCAGCCAACCAUGGUAACGUAAACGCUAGCUGAUGUUAUACGACAACGUCACUCCGCUAUGUGUAGCUAGAAAUAAAAACAUCGUAUUGAUUUACCGACAUUAGGCACUUGUUUAUCAGUAAUAUUAAUUAAGCUGCUAGGGUGGCCAGAAUAUACAGACAUGAUUGGCUGUGUCUGAGGGUGGGCGGGUUAUACGGAUUCAAUCUCACUCUCACUCACUGUCUUAACUGCUUGUCCA
This is a messenger RNA of Trichomycterus rosablanca, 1296 nucleotides long. It is a transcript of the gene orai1a, whose product is annotated as ORAI calcium release-activated calcium modulator 1a. Gene Ontology annotation, biological process: store-operated calcium entry. The record is from RefSeq and is a predicted model, not a curated record. Bases 152 to 850 code for a protein of 232 amino acids. The transcript has 2 exons. Gene Ontology annotation, cellular component: membrane. Gene Ontology annotation, molecular function: store-operated calcium channel activity. Lineage: Eukaryota; Metazoa; Chordata; Actinopteri; Siluriformes; Trichomycteridae.